AUGGCAGUAUGUGAGACACAUCAACGUCAUUUCUAUCUCGACCGGGAAGCUCUGCAACAAGGUGCCGCCAUGAGCCACAGCCUUGGGCCUCCUGCCAAUAACGAGUCAUCUCUCUCCGUGCAUCCGGACUCCAUUGUUGGCCAACGGUGCCCAAACGGUCCAGGUGGAACACUAUGCAACUCUGCUUCGUCUCCAAGUCCGAGUACGGCAGCCCAAACGAUUAUUCCUGCUUGCAGUACCGACGUUCCGGUCUGGAAUGCUCCUCAACGCCGAAUUUGGCCCAAGAUGGUGCUUCCGUGCCGGAAUCCAAGUGCAGCUUUGCGCCGGCUUCCACGGCGAACGCUGCAAGCUUUGCCUGCGUCAAACCAUCAACAAUGGGCCCAUGAAAUGCAGCCGCUCGCCCGUCCGACUUACCUUGGUGGGCCCAAGAAGCGCGCAAGUUUACCUGAGGCUCCGGCCGGUAUCCAAGGCGGGGAGGAGGAAGGGCAGUCCCAAAAAAAACCCACUCACAAAUCCAGUGCGGCUGUGCUAUCGGACGUCCGACCACGCCUGCAUGGCGUGCCUUGCUUCGUCCCUCUAGCGCGUCUAACCUCGACGGGGGCUCUUGCCAAUUUGAUCGCUGUUUUGAUUGCAGAACUACUGCAGUUUUGCAAAUGUGUAGUGGUGAUGCUGAUAAACCACGCCUAG
This is a messenger RNA of Colletotrichum abscissum, 687 nucleotides long. RefSeq lists its product as uncharacterized. The transcript has a single exon. The record is from RefSeq and is a predicted model, not a curated record. The coding region runs from base 1 to 687 and encodes 228 amino acids. Lineage: Eukaryota; Fungi; Ascomycota; Sordariomycetes; Glomerellales; Glomerellaceae.